CACCAUUUUAUAAACGGUGGUGACUCAUCCACCGGCCACAUUGCAAACCUGUCAGGCAAUCCAGAUCAUCCAAAACGCUGGACUGACUGUCGACGGAUCAUAAACCAAGAAAUGACACCAAGCAGAUGAUCUUGGACCACUCACUAUUUUACUUUUCACCAUCAUCUAAUAAACAACCAACUGGCUAGUUAAAGUCUAUUGAUUGUCGUCAUUUUAGAGCUAUGCUUUAUCCACGAUGUGCCCCACGAUUUGGACGGUUUGGAUAUGGGGACGCAUGUACUGACGUCAGUGGGACGAAUUACCGCCAUUCUGACAAUGGUGGUGAACUACCGCCAGUGUCUUGUCACUUCCGCUGUUGAAAUGCCCAGGCCGGAAGUUUGUAUUAGGGCUAUCAUUUAAUACAAGUGGGGCACAUGCUUUGGUGUGGAUACAAUUCAAGGAUCUCACGGGGCCUGGAAAUCUCUCAAGUUGGAGGAUCCUAACCAUAGAAUAUAAUACACGCCGUGUCGCCAUCUCAUUUGUCGAAUGUGGAUCAUUGCUGUAUUUUCUUUCUCAGCUGUCUAUUUGCUGGCCCACCUGUUGGAGUUUCGAUUUUUCAACGCUCUUUUAGGUGAUUUGGCAUCUUUUCUUCAAAGACGUGCACGUGCUUCUCAGCUGCCAAAAGAAGAUCCUGGACCAUCGAUGGAGGAAGAGAGUAAUGCUUUCUACGUUGUCCGGAAAGGGGACCUUGUUGGAAUUUACAAGACAUUGAACGAUUGCCAAGCUCAAGUUGGCUCUUCUGUAUGUGAUCCUGCCGUCAGCGUUUACAAGGGAUAUUCUUUGCAUAAAGAUACAGAGGAAUAUCUUGUCUCCCGUGGGCUCAAAAAUGCUAUGUACACCAUCCAUUCAACGGAUUUAAAAGAGGAUCUCUUUGGUACACUUCUGCCUUGUCCUUUUCAGCAACCAGGUGGACCUGUACCUUCUACAAGUAAAGAACCCAAGAAGACUUCUGCACAAAAGAGACUGCAGGAAGUGGCUGAAUUGGAUAGUAGUGUGGAAGCAAUUGGGGCUUCUUCUAUUUCAACAGAUUCCUCAAGAAAACAUCCUAAAUUAGGAGAUUCAGUUGAGGCACAGAAAAUUUCUUCUAGUCGUAUCUCCUGUGUUCUUGAGUUUGAUGGUGCUUCAAAAGGAAAUCCUGGAAAAGCUGGAGCUGGAGCUGUAUUACGCACUGAAGAUGGAAGCAUGGUUUGGCGAUUGCGUGAAGGCUUGGGUAUUGCAACCAAUAAUUUUGCUGAAUAUAAAGCCAUGAUUUUAGGAAUGAAAUAUGCUAUCAAGAAAGGGUUUAAGCGAAUUCGCGUGCAUGGCGACUCCAAACUUGUUUGUAUGCAGAUGCAGGAUCUAUGGCAAGUAAAGAACCAGAACAUGAUUGACUUGUGUAAGGAGGCCAAGGAGCUCCAGAAAAAGUUUCUAUCUUUCAAAAUUAGUCACAUUGAUAGGGAGUUCAAUUCUGAAGCAGAUGCUCAAGCAAACCUGGCUGUUCAUCUUGGGACUGGUGAGGUUUCCGAGGACUGCGACAACAGGGGCUAGUUACACUUUCAGCAGCAGCUACAUAUACUUUUUUGCAUUUGCCCAGUGCUUUUACGAGGACAAGGGCACUGGAAGAUUUUGCAAUUAGCAUCCGGUCUUGCUGUGGCACAUGGUAUCUUUUGACUGACGUUUGAGGGCUGGGCCUGCCAGUGGGGCACACCAUUUUGGCAGUUUCAGUCUAUCACUCACUCUUUUCUUUUGUAUCUUGCACUGCAAGUGGAAGGUUGUCACAUGGCUGUUGUUAAUUUUAUCUGUGGGGCCAAAAUCAUACAUAGAUUGAAAGAGUAUAUUGUAUAACUGAAAGCAGUUUUGAGAAACUGCUUGUCCUUGAAUGAUUAUUCUAACAGUGCUUUUAAGAGUGAAACCUGUAGACCGCAAGAGGGCUAGUGUGUUUAAAGAU
Magnolia sinica is the source of this 1966-nucleotide messenger RNA. RefSeq lists its product as uncharacterized. Lineage: Eukaryota; Viridiplantae; Streptophyta; Magnoliopsida; Magnoliales; Magnoliaceae. The transcript has 12 exons. Bases 526 to 1566 code for a protein of 346 amino acids. The record is from RefSeq and is a predicted model, not a curated record. Gene Ontology annotation, molecular function: nucleic acid binding; RNA-DNA hybrid ribonuclease activity.